This is a messenger RNA of Stereum hirsutum FP-91666 SS1, 4059 nucleotides long. RefSeq lists its product as uncharacterized. Gene Ontology annotation, cellular component: mRNA cleavage and polyadenylation specificity factor complex. Lineage: Eukaryota; Fungi; Basidiomycota; Agaricomycetes; Russulales; Stereaceae. The transcript has 13 exons. Bases 119 to 3832 code for a protein of 1237 amino acids. The record is from RefSeq and is a predicted model, not a curated record.
AGUGUGCUUUCUUUGAAGUCCUGCAGCAGUCAAGCGCGUAAAAUAACGAUAAACGACCCAACAUAUAGCCCACAGGGCUUGAGUCUUGUCAAUUUCCGUCAUAUAAUUUGCGAAUAAUAUGGCAGACCCACUUCAGGCGCUACAGACCGCCCUCACUGUUCCACCCGACUCGAAACAACAAGCAGACGUGCUCGCCACUCUGCGUGACACUCUAGAAGGACAACCGGGACCUAUUCCGGUCAUCGUAUCGACGCUGAUACAGACAGUGAGGAAUGGAGGGGACUCAAUACUCAAGCGCUGGGUCAUUGAUCUCCUUCAUUUUGGGCUCUGUCGGGCGAACCUCCCUAUUGAAGUGCGGACACAACUCGCCUCACAAUGUCUGGAUACUCUCGCUGGGUUGCUGCAUGACCCAAAUCCCAUGACUGUGAAGGUGGUUGUGCAGGCGUUCGCAGCAGUGUAUCCUCUUUUAUUCCGUUACCUUAUCACCAACCGGUCGAACCGACAACAAUGGGACGUACUCUCGCUCGCGAAGGGUCGAAUACUGGAGUUCGUCUGGUCACCAGGAGUCAGUGCGGGCGUGAGGCUAUCGGCCUUGAAAUUUCUCCAGAGGGUUGUAUUGGUGCAGACGCGAGGGAUUGCUGACCCUAGGCUGCAAAACAAGAAUGACCCCAACCUCUCCAUGUGUCCUGCAGACCAUCCGUUCAUUCAUGUCAUGAGUCUCGAGGCUGAAGGCCAAAGACUCUUUGAGCAUACCCUGGCCAUGCUGUUCAAUAGCCAGAAUGCCGACAUCAUGUCUGCUAUAUUGAACAGUUGGCCGAACCUGGUCAAACUACGUCCUCUUCUCGCCCAAAAUAUUAUUGGUGCUGUUUGCGCGUGGUCACCGGCCGCUCUCGUUGGCUUUCCAUACGGAACUGUCCGCAGCGUCGAAAAGUCCAUCCGUAUCCUUCUCAUCCAUAUCCUUCGUUCACCUCAAGGCGCACCAUUCGCCCAUCAAAUCAAUGACGCCCUUAACGUCCAAAAUGCGCGGAUGGAAAGGGCUACCCUGGACGAAAAACACCGCAAAGCAGCGGCGGCUGCCCUCUCCGAGUCUCGCAAACGUCCACCAUCCACCACGCUGCCUACAGACCCUGCCGCCACCGAUGCUAACAAGCGCGUCAAACUCGACCAUGACCCCUCCUCAGCAGCCACUCUUCCGGCCUCUAUCCUCUCAGCAUUCGACUUCACGACAUUGCCCGCGCCACUGAUCACGGAGCUCAUUGUGGCAAAUCUGCAAGCUUUCGACGAGAGGACACUCAUCGGACUCGUCCAGAACUACAGACAGGUGAUGGCUGCCGCUACUCUGGUGGCAGGACCCAGCACAGGUGCGGCACCUAUGGUCGCCCCUGUUGCCGUACCGGCGGGUGCGCCUGGGGCUUCAGAUAUUGCUACUGUGACACCAGUUGCCCCCGCUUCCACAAUUCCUACAGCUGGAACCCCAGUCACGGCUGCAUCGACUUCUGUCCCACCUGCAACUUCGGAAUCUGCUCAGACAGCCGAUGUGCCCACGGAGCCGGUACCUCCAACCGAGGUUAAAGAGGAGCCCGUCGACCCUCUCCAGAUGGAUAUCGAUCAGGACGAGCUCGAGUAUGAGCCCGACCUAUUGAACCAGGAACUCGAGCCCAUGCAAGAGGACGACGAAGCCGCGGCUCUAGCGGCUCUCGAUACCAAAGCCCUGCUUGCUCUCGAUUUCAAGAUCCCGCCUCCACGGACAUUAAGUGAACCGGAACGAGACGCAUUUGUCAAGUCGAGUGUGGCGAGAAUAUGGGAUGGAAAAGAUGAUCUGUUGGUUGGUGGGCUCGAGGUCGCUCUUGGGCCAGGGACUGGGGGAGUUGGACCCGGAGUCAAUGACAUGUGGAUGCUAUUGAUUGUGAGGAUGGUCACUCGAGUUGUGGACCCGAAUGAUGAGGAGAAAAGUGAUGACGAUGACGAGGACGACAACCCUAAGAAGGAGGGGGAGGAAGAUGAGCAGAUAGUGAGGCUGUACGAGAGGCAGGAUAGGUUGAGGCGGACGUUGUGCGACUACAUUAUGAAGGAUUUCUCUGGACGAAUAGCACUGGCCACGACUUGGAUGAACGAGGAAUGGUAUAACGAUCAAAUCCGGCUUCAAAGAGAUCGUAACUGGCCGCCAAACUACGAUACAUGGCUAAACCAGAUCGUUGCAACUUAUCAAAAUAGUUUGGAUGGCAAGGACCGUGUGUUUGGGCGGUUUCUCUUGGACUUGCCGGCCGUACCACCAGAUGUUUUCACGCUGCUCCGGGAUCUCUGUCUAGAACAAGAACGCAUGCAAGUCGGGUUCACUACUCUACGAGAGUUUGUCACACAGCGGCCGACCCUCCGAGUAGAGGCAAUGAACAUCAUUCUUGAACUCACGACUCACCCAGAAAAGGUCACCCGAGCGGCAGCAAUCAUCACCGUCAAGCGGUGGAUUGGCGAAGACCAGCAGCCAAUGGACAACAUGGUGCGAGAGUUUGCAUUGGGCCUGCUUCGACGGUUACAAUCUCGGCCACCGUCGGAAAAGAAGUCCGACGACCAGGAUGAAAAUAUGGAAGAUGGCCAGCUGCCUCAGGAAGAAAUGCUGCAGACACCAUACCUCCCUGAUCUGGAGUUCCCAGCGCAGAAACCUGUAGUGUUACAGCACGUCGAACUCCUGUUCGCUCUGUCCGUAAGAUCCUCCGAAUUCCUAGCAGAACUCUUUGCCGCCUAUGGAGAGAUGGAUGUCAGUGUACAAGAAGCGAUUCAAGACCUCAUCACAACACUCGUGCGCUCAAUGGGCCCAACAAACGGCAAACUCCUCACGCUCAUGCGCACAUUCCCACCUGGUGCCGAUACACUCGCUCUCCGUGUUCUCAACAUCUUCACCGAACACUCUCGACCAUCCUCGCAACUCGUCGCCCUUGUCAAAGCUCUUAUGGCUGAGCGCGACCUUGAUGCCCGUUUCCUCAUCCCUAUUAUCGCGGAGAUGGACAAGUCCGACAUCGUUAGACAUUUGCCCAAGAUUGUAUCGAUGUUGAACGGGACCAUGGAGCCGAAAAACCUGGUGAGGUCGGUGUUUGGGGCUAUUGUCACGACACCGCCACAGACGUUUGGGAGCGUGACGAGUAAUAUGCCAAGAGUGAGGCAGAGUGAGUUGUUGACACCUGCUGAGCUUAUGGUGCUAUUACAUGAGAGUGAGAAGGAGAUUGGGUUGAAGAGUGCGAUCGAAGCUAUUGGAAUAUGUUUCUCGAUGACGGACGUGUUCCGUUCAGAGAUCUUGGCUGUUGUGAUGCAACAGAUCGUAGAUGAGUCUGUGCUACCUACCCUCUUCCUGCGGACGGUCAUCCAAGCCGUCACAACCUAUAAGUCUCUCGUUGGCUUCGUCUCAACCACACUCCUCUCUCGUCUCAUCACCAAGAAGAUCUGGAUGAAUCCUCCUCUCUGGGAAGGCUUCAUCCGCUGCGCCAAAGUAAUCGCCCCAUCCUCCUUCGGAGCCCUUCUUCAGUUGCCAAAGGAACAGCUACGAGAGUUGGUCGACAAACAGCCGAGUCUGAAGGCAGGUUUGCGGGACUAUGUAAUGAAGAAGGCAGGUAAUAAGGCGCGUGUGGCGGGGUAUCUGGAUAUAUUUGGGGAAGAUGAUGGGGGAGCAGCGGCUGGGACUCCGGCUGGGACUCCGGCUCCUGCAACUCCUGCUGGAGCGGGUACGGCGAACGGGAACGGAGCGAGUACACCGACGAGUGCCACUGCAGAUGGGGCUGCAACACCACCACCACCACCACCGUCGGAAACGCCUGCUCCUGCUUCACCCACGCCUGCGUAGGCAGAAGUGUAUUGAUUACUGCGCACUGAAAUUGCUAUGAAAUGGGCAGAACUCCGUCGAUGCUCUUCAAUGCAUCCGUCGUGGCGCAAUAUGCUAGUGACUCUUUUCAACGUUCCGACUGUUUGUUAAUUAUAAUUAUUCCUCUUGUUGCAUCGUAAACACUGCUAUAUCUGCAUCUGAUACGCGUAUACUUUCUUUAUCUUUCUUUGCAAUUUCCAUCGCAUAUG